This is a messenger RNA of Cucumis melo (muskmelon), 2441 nucleotides long. RefSeq names its product nuclear transcription factor Y subunit B-1. The transcript has 5 exons. Gene Ontology annotation, biological process: regulation of transcription by RNA polymerase II. Bases 219 to 794 code for a protein of 191 amino acids. Gene Ontology annotation, cellular component: nucleus; CCAAT-binding factor complex. Gene Ontology annotation, molecular function: RNA polymerase II cis-regulatory region sequence-specific DNA binding; DNA-binding transcription activator activity, RNA polymerase II-specific; protein heterodimerization activity. The record is from RefSeq and is a predicted model, not a curated record. Lineage: Eukaryota; Viridiplantae; Streptophyta; Magnoliopsida; Cucurbitales; Cucurbitaceae.
UUUGCCCUUUUCCUCUCCUGAAUUUGCCCUGAAAAAGGGAAAAACAAAAAACGAACGGUGCUGAUAAACUUGAUUCUCUCAUCUCAGUCGUCUCCUUUCUCCUAUCUUCACCAUCGUCCGAUUCCAUUCCACCACUCCAUUUCCACCCGAUCUAAAUCCUUCUCUCUCGCGCCCAAAUUACAAAUCUUCCGUUUUCUCCCACCAGGGUUUUGGUGAAGAUGGCUGAUGCUCCGGCGAGUCCCGGCGGAGGAAGCCAUGAGAGCGGUGAGCAGAGUCCGAGGUCUAAUGUUCGCGAACAGGAUAGGUUUCUUCCUAUUGCGAAUAUUAGUAGGAUCAUGAAGAAGGCUCUUCCUGCUAAUGGGAAGAUUGCUAAGGAUGCUAAAGAAACCGUACAAGAAUGUGUAUCGGAGUUUAUCAGUUUUAUUACUAGCGAGGCAAGUGAUAAAUGUCAAAGAGAGAAACGGAAGACGAUUAAUGGUGAUGAUUUACUUUGGGCCAUGGCCACUCUUGGAUUUGAGGAUUAUAUCGAUCCACUUAAAACCUACUUGACGAAAUACAGAGAGGGUGACACUAAGGGGUCUGCUAAAGGUGGUGAUGGGUCAGCUAAGAAAGAAGCUCAUCCAACCCCUAUUCCUCAGAUGGCUCAUCAAGGGUCGUUUUCCCAAGGAGUUAAUUAUGCAAGUUCUCAAGUACUCUCUCUCUCUCUCUCUCUCCCACACUCAAAUAAAAAUGUGCAUGUACUUUCACAAUGUCUUCUGAAGAAGAAGCAGUUUGACUGUCCUCGGGGCGUCUAGGAGAGUGAUUUUAAAAUGAUUAAAAUCAUUUUGGUCAUGUUCAGAAAUUCAGAAUCAGUAAAAAUCAUUCAUUUGGUCAUUCAAAAUCAAUUUUGAUGGUAUGAAAAUCACUUUUAAAAGUGUAUAGCCAACUAUUAAAAUCAUUUUGAAUGAUCUAAUGUAUGCUUUGGAAUGAUUUGACUAUGAUAAAACGAUUUUCAGCCGUUUUAAAAUCUUUUGCAAACGUGACAUAUUCUUUGGAUGACUUUGCAACAACUCUCAGAUUGCGGAUGUUCUUUUUAGCUAGUUACUUACUUUUGUCAAAACCCUUGCGGUUUUUGGUCGUACAACUAAAUGAUGCCUUGAUAAUUCUAAAAUUACUUAAAAAUUUAUUUUUUGAGAAGCACUUUCUAAGGCUGCUUGUCCAUCUAAUUGAAAGUCAUGAUUACUCUUAUGCCAUGAAGUGAUGCAAAUGUGCUUGGUGGUCCUCCCAUUACUUAUACAUCUAAUUGUAGAAGUAUGUGUUUGGAACUUGAUCUAGUUUUCGGUUGUGGCCGGAGGUCUUUUGUGAGAAUUUGCUAGAAUUCAUAUUUUAAUAAUUGGUGGGUACUGGGUAGAGUCUAGAACUUUUCUUGGGGACUUGAAGUUAGAAGUUGAUUUCAUUUGUUAUCCAUUUUCUUUGGACGAUGUUCGUUAUUUAUCCUCCAACUAGCACUCUUCUAUGUUGAAUCUACCUGUAAAGUAACUUCUUCAUUUAAUUUGUUCUCCCCCUUCAUGGAGUGAUUUGAGCUGUCUUUUGUUUUCCCCUUCUUUUAGCAACUUCUUUCGUUUAAGCAUAUUAGUUUUGUUUAUGUUUAUAUCUUCGUGAUUCCUGAAGUUAUUCCUCGGGGAAAACAUUUGCUUCUUAUAUUACCUGGGGUUUGUUUUAGAGCUCUCAUAUCGAAGUCUUGGUUGAAAUAUAUGAAAAAGCAGAAAACAAGUUUGAACUUUUCGAGGAAAUGGCUUAUAGCAGUGAAAGGUUAUUUCCCUUUUAGCCAUGGUGAAAGGGCAAUAUAUUGGUAUUUGUAUCUUUUUAAGUUACCUAGAAAAUGAGCAAGUAACCUUUUUUCAGCUUCUUUGUAUUGGGAUCAUCUCCCUUUGUGUAAAAAUUGGCAAAAGUAGUAAAUCUAGAGGCUACUUUGAUCAUGCAACCUCCCAUCCAUACUAACUAAUACCCAUUAUCAAAUGAGUUAUCUAAAGCAAAUGAAAAUAUCGUAGUGCCAAAUGGUUGUCCUGUGCAAAUAAGAUAUAAAAUAGCAUGAAUAGGAAUAACCAAUAAGGGCUUGUUUGGAAGUACAAUAGUUUCGAGUAAUGUCUUGGAAAGAAAUGUUUCUAUCUAAACACCUCCGAAGAAUAACUUACUUCUUUCUCUCUAAGGUUUAAUACCAUUUUCCUUUUGUUUGCAGUCACAAGCCCAGCAUCUGAUGGUCCCUAUGCAAGGUACUGACUGAAAUUGCCUCAAAUCGACCAUGUAAACUGUUGAAUUUGGAGAUCUUUGUUCAGUAUAACAGCAAAAUUUGAGUCUAUUUAUUUAAAGUUUGGGUGGUUUUGAUACUUUUAAUUGUAGAAACAGUUGCAACUUUGUAUAUUAUUAUGGCUGUCUAUUGGAUUGGAAGUUAGGACACAGUA